GUACAACCACAGUGCGAAACGGCCAGUACCCCCUUCGAUUGCUCAUAGUUUACACCAGUAACACGAAGGUAAUUAUGGCGCACCCAGCGCCCGGAAUCGUAGCAUGGACAACUUCUAUUCGCACGUCCAUGGCGAAGGAUCCAUGUCGGCAAUUAUUCGAGGACCAAGUCCAAACACACGGCUUCAUCUUCUUAGACGAUUACCUCGAAAACAUCUUGGCUGGUCCAAAACAAGAAGCCAUUAUCGACCUCGUCAAGACACCUGCUCGAAAGAAGACCGCGCCCAAGCGAACCAGAGCAGCCACUUCGGCAGCUGCGAAGGCGCAAAACUCAACUCUUCUGUCUCUUGAGGAGGAGGACAUCAGCAAGGAGAACCAGCCACCUGUCAAUAACUUUCAUAAAGCCCUUCUUCACGCCAAGCAGAACGCGGAGUCCACGCGUUCUCAUACAAACAGCGACUGUACUGAGCAAGUCCUUCCGCAGGCUAAGCCCGCGGGCGCGAUUGUUGGCGAGCAUGUCAGUCAUGAUCCGGAUCUAGUAGAGGAUGAUCUAGUCCCAGAGGUAGAGGACACGAUAGUAUCACCACUCGACCCCUUGCAUUCUGUUCCCCUUGACUCCCAGAAACAUACCCGCGCUCGAGAGGCACGCACUGGCAAUCACACUCAACCACUUCCUCAGAUACCAGUAGCCAGCUCUCCGAUCACGCAUGCCAGGGAUGCAUUGACGGCUCCGCUGCCUAUUCUACCUGAAUCCAAUUCCGCUCCUGCGUUACCUACUAUGGCAGUACCACUUAAUGUCUCGCCGUCUCGGAUUCUUGCGCACAAGAGCAGCGCACUGCAAUUUCCAACACUUCGGGCUCCAUCUCCGCUACGUAAGUCAAUGCGUGUCGUAGUAGAACCAUCUACGGGUGCUGGGAUUCUUGCUUCAGCUGCUCCAGUACCAGCGCAACCUUCCGCACUGGGAAAACGUACAUCAUGGCUAAUGAAGGCCAGAGAGGUGAAAGCCUUGGAGGGUAUCGUUCAUAACAAGACAAGCAUUUUUGGCCCUGACAAGACCGACGAGGGGCGUAGGGCGAAGGUGGCCAAGGCUUCCAAGUCUGAUUCUGCUCCGCAAAAUUCAGAGGACCUACCUCUGAACCAGGGGACAGCUAUGCCGACUCAGACUCCUUCAUCCAUCCUGGUGUCGACUAGAGCUGUGCAUCUCCCUGAGGAGCACUGGGAACCACUGAACGACAAGGAGGAAGAGGCUAGUUUCAUUGGGGUGUUUAAACGUACAGUUGAAGGUCUUGGUGCCCGCGCGGGUAAAAGCAUGGGGAAGUCCCUUGGUGGUGGUGCAGCAGCCGCUGCACUUGCUGAAGCUCGUGCUGCCGCAGAAGCAAGAGUAGCGGAGAGGAACAAGAUCAAUGAAGAACAGGUCACGGAGUCAGAGGACUCUUCCGCACCAGACGCUGAAGAACCCCAACCAGCAACUGAAUAUGUUCACUCAAGAGAAUCAGAACGCAGACUCAGUAUCUCUGACAUGGUCUCUACUAAUGAAGGUUCGGUAGCCCUUCAGUCUUCGUCUGCAGCGGAUGAGAGCAUCUCAACAACCCCGCCCAACUCCCCACCUCCUACUCGUACUUCUGGCUCCAGCUUCGCUCCUCCUCCUGGUCCAGUAUUUAACAGGCAACCUCCUCCUGUGUUCAUGCCUCCCACCUCGAAGCAGAUUGCACCACUCGCCAAAGAAUUCUCUUUCAAUUUGCCAACGGCAACCUUUACGCUUCCUCCGCCAAUAUCUCUGGGUCUACCAGCACGACCUACAUUUUCUCCUUCUUCCUCGCGUCCUCCUCCACUGGCAUGCGGUACACAACAAUCUUCACAAGCAAGCACAUUGUCGGAUGCUGUCUUUGAUCAAGUGGAGGACAUUCCAGCCUGGAUGCCUUCUACACAAGAUACCGAAUGCAUAGACGGUUCAGAGUCCCAGAUUCAUCGGGAAACAUUCGCUACACUUGAAGAUGACGAUGAUGAUAGUUGGCCCCUUGAGGAGAAGUUGGCCGCAAGCGAACAGGGAUGGACUCCUUUCAACUUCAAUAACAAGGAGGAUAGCAUGACAUGGAGUACACUUCCUACUGAAUCUCAGGGACUCACCAGAACCAGAAGUGACCUGACCGGUAAUUCAGCGAAGAAUGCGGUGCAGCAAAAUGAGGGGCCCGUAAUCCCCAGUCCCUCCGCCAUGGAUAUAGAUGGCGAUGUCGCUCAGAUUCAGGACAAUGAAUCCAAUGUCUCCGAACCAGAAGCCGGCCACGAGUCAGUUAUGUAUACGAGCGAUCUGGGUGAUGUCCUCAAGGCUGGCCAGCCUACUGUUACUCUUAUUGAGUCUGGUGGCAUUCCGCGGAGCGAGAGCCAAUUAUCCAUGGCUUCGACGUCUUCGUCUUCGCAGCAGUCACAGGUUGGAUUCUUCAGUCAAGCCACAAAACUCGUCAAUAGCAUGCUUGGCACAGGCAAAAAGGCCAAGCCAGAGGUCAAGAGCCUUCAGCUUGCAGCUGCCGCAGCGAAGAAGCAAGAAGAAGAAGCCAACAAAAAGGCCACCCGUCUCAAGGAGAUGGAGGCGAGGCGCCAGGCAGCGCUUGCUCGCAAGGCAGAUGAAGAGAAGUCACGCGCUGUUGAGGAAGAGAAGAAGAUCAAGGAGGAAUCUGAGAAGCGCAAACGUGAGCGCGACGAGACCACGGAAAAGCGACCUCUCAAGACCCCUGCUGUGCUUAAGAAGACGGAGGAAGACGUGACGAAGAAGCGGAAGAUUACUAUCGACGAUAAGAAACCCGAUGUUAAAAAGCCGCCUUCAAAAGACAAGAAGGAUACUCUUCUUUUGUCCAAGUUGGCGAAAUCCAGUUUGGUUACCCCUGCAGCGAAAGUUGCUUCUGCUUCCAAGAACACCAAGGUCCCCGCGUCGUCUGCGCUUGUGUCUUCUGCGACCUACAAUGCUUCACAGAAUGCCGCUGGGUCAUCUGCGGUUAAAACCGCAGCUACCGAAGUGAAAUCAACCAAAGUUGGUCCUCCCAAGGGAAAAGCUAAGGCUGUACCGCAGGAGAACGAGGAUAAGCUUCCCUCCGCCAUGGUGCAGAAUCAGAUGGCAGCGCGUGCAAUGGCCCAGAUACGGGCAGCUAAGCAGCAGUUACCUGAAGUUCCCAGCGAGAGUAUUGAACUUCCUGACAUCAACAGCGAAUACUCUGACUCGGAAGAUGAAGACCGGCCACGGACCUUUGAUCCUCCUGAUUGGGCUCAGUCACCGGAGCUCCGACAGGCGUUGCAAAUGCAGAGCACAGUUGAUCCGGAUGACAUAUUCGGAGCGAUCCGGCCGCUGCGAAUGGAGGAGUUGUUCAGGACGAGGCAGAGCCGGUUUAGAGCACGGACGAGUUCAGCAAAUUGGUCAGGUUCGGACAGGCUGACGGUUGAAGAGGAACGGGAAUAUGCCCGUCGCAUGGGAUUUACUAAACAUGCGUCCUGACCUGGAUCAAUGCCUGUCUCUUGUUUUUAACAUGCAUGUGUAUCACAUCCUUGGUUUCGCGCAGCAUAUUUAUUUAUUUCCUUGCUGCAGCAACAAAACAAA
Molecule: messenger RNA, 3584 nt
Organism: Suillus subalutaceus
Lineage: Eukaryota; Fungi; Basidiomycota; Agaricomycetes; Boletales; Suillaceae
Exons: 6
Coding region: 75-3482 (1135 amino acids)
Source: RefSeq, a predicted model, not a curated record